GGAGAUUGUCGUUUGUAGUUAUUGGUCGCGUGCCGUUGAGUGGAAUUGACAGUAAGAGUUAACGUUUCCCAGGAUUACGAUGCCUACCAGGCCAUUCAGGGAAGGAGGAACUCGGAAGAAUUGGUCGUCCGAAGGAAAAGAUCAGCAUGAGGAGCCACGAGGUUUCACCCAAGAGGAUCCGCCCAUUCUCGUAUCUAAAAUUUCAAUUAUUGCUCUCCCCAUCCUUAAUUGAACCGAUUUGCCCGGGCGCAUAUCAUUUUCCUGGCCGUUGCCAAGUCUACACAUUUUCUUCUAGCGCGACCGACCAAAGAGAGAGCAGGAAUCCAGCCCUACAACCCAUCGCAUCCAACUCGAUUGUAUAGACCUGAAUCUCAACUCCCGCAUUCCAGCGCGUGUGACGGGCAGUGCAUUCACGACCACGCGCCAUCUAGACUUCAAUUCUACUCAAUUCAUACCGGCUCACUCACUAUGAAGCUUCUUGCUGGAGCAGCAUUGGCCUCAGUGGCUGCUGCGGCCUCUUCGUCGGCCCCAGCAUCUGCGCCCACAGGUGCGACCUACGCGUCGGGCUUUGACAUGACUCGAAGCUGGGCCAACCUCAGCCCGUACAAAGACGCAGACAGCUUUGGACUUCCCAAGGGCAUGCCAUCGGGAUGCGAGCUUUCCCAAGUGCACAUCUUGCACCGCCAUGCUGAGCGAUACCCGACAAACUACCCCCUGGAUGGCGAGGGCAUGCAGGACUUUGCGGCCAAGCUGACCAACUAUUCCAAGACACACUCUGGUAAAGCUGUGGCCAGUGGACCGCUGAAGUUCCUCAACAGCUGGAAGUACGUCAUUGGCGAGGAUAUCCUCAUGGAGACUGGUGCAGCUACUGAGGCUACUUCCGGUGCCCACUUCUGGAUCAAGUACGGUCGUCUCUUGUACCGCCCCGAUCGCGAUAAUGUGGCCGCGUGGAAUUCGUCUCUCAAUGUUUACCCCAAUGGCACCGCUCGUCCUAAGCCGGUUUUCCGGACUACCUCUCAGUCUCGAAUUCUGGAGAGUGCUCGCUGGUGGCUUAGUGGUUUCUUUGGCAACAGUGGCGCCAACAGCUCGUAUGAGCAAUAUGACCUGGUCGUUAUCCCGGAGGUUUACCCCUUCAACAACACCUUGGCUUCAUAUGAGUCCUGCCCCGGUGACAUGACCGAGGGCGAUGACGAUGCGGAGGUCUUCAUCUCCCGUUACACCCAGGAUGCCCGCGCUCGACUCUCUUCUUAUCUCCCCAAUGACUUCAACCUGACUGCUAUGGAUGUCCUAGCCAUGCAGAACCUCUGCGCUUAUGAGGUCACCAGCCUCGGUGGCUCAUCCUUCUGUUCCCUCUUCACCGAGCAAGAAUGGAAGGACUUUGCCUACAACGUCGAUGUCCAGUACUACGGCGACUACGCCUAUGGAUCCCCCACCGGUCGCGCGCAAGGAAUCGGUUAUGUGCUGGAGCUUGCAGCUCGCCUCCAGCAGAAGCUCAUCACCUCCAGCGAUACCAGCAUCAACUAUACUUACGACGAUAACACCGCGCAGUUCCCCUUCGGACAACCAUUCUAUUUGGACAUGUCUCACGACGAUAUCAUCUUGUCCGUCAUCUCAGCCCUCGGCCUCGAGCAUUUCAAUUACGGACCCAAGGGUCUGCCUGGCGAUGUGGAUCACGCACCUGCCAACCGUACCUUCUCUCUCUCCGAUAUGACUCCCUUCGGCGCUCGUUUCUUCUCGGAGAUCUGGACUUGUCCCCGUGACACCUCUUUCGAUGAAUUGGACCCUAUUCUCUAUGAGAACCCUGAACUUGAAUCUACCUCUCAUACUACGGACUACAUUCGCUUUUUGUUGAACAAUGCGCCUCUGCCUUUGAGUGGUCUUGUUGGCUGUGAGAAGGCUAAGAAUGGCUUCUGUCCCGUGGAGAAGUUCUUGAAGGCGGUGCCGACUCUAAAGAAGAAGGCUAUGUAUCAGGAGGCUUGCUUUGGAAACUAUACCACCGGCAGCCAGGUUGGCGAUGGUGCCCCAGGCUCCUAGGUGGAGGAUCGCACCGAUUUUGGGCAAGAUACCGCUAGACAGAAAAUACUCCGUCAGCUACAUUUCCGGUCCAUGGCUAGUCUGUCGGAGUUCAUUUGGAGCGUGAGCCGAGUAAGGAAAAUGAGUUAUAUUCCGCCUUUUUCCUGGUACCCGCUAAAUUAAAAACACUCCGGUCCUUGUCAAAUGUGAUUUAUGAGACUAAAUUACAAUGCCCCAUGAAAUGAUGUUUCGUGUGGCUAAAUUCAAGCUACGAAGGAUCUGGAAAUGAUAUGUGAGGGGUUGUAUCCUGCCGUGGGUGGAGAAGAUUAUACAUAUUGUAUGGUACAUAUACUGUGAGCGGAGACAAAUGGUACUUCAACACCACCGGGGCCAUUACCGGUCGAGCCCAUUAGCCUGGCACUAUAGCAUUUAAAAAGUCGCUAGUCUGUGAGCGACUGCAAUAAUAGUCAUACUUCUCCUCGCAGCCAGCCUUUCCAGAGCGGCUUGGACCAAUUUCUCCGAUUGGGAGUCAAGGCUUGAUGUCGCCUCAUCCAAGAGAAGCAAAGACGGUUUCCGCAAUAAUGCCCGAGCAAUGCACAAUCGCUGUCUCUGGCCUCCGCUGAGAGCCGUCUGUGCAUUAAUCCCUAGCUCUGUGGAAUAUCCCUCCGGAAGGGAAGUAAUAAAGCUGUGAAUCUCGGCGUCCAUACAGGCUUGGAUUAAUUCCUCUUCCGUGUAUUCGGAGCUCUCCAGCCCCAAAGUAAUAUUAUCACGGAUCGUACCAUCGAACAGCUGCGGUUCUUGGGCUACCAGCGACAACGAUCUUCGGUAUGAUCCUUGGUCAAUAUCAUUGACAUCCUCACCAUUUAGGAGAACGGUGCCCCGGAAUGGAUUGUAGAAUCGCUCUAGGAUUGAUACCAGACUGGUCUUACCACAUCCGGAUGCACCCACAAAUGCAACGAAUUGGCCACUUUCGAUGGUAACGUCAAGACCCGUGAAGAGAGGUACUUCUUGUGACUCAUAUUUGAAUGCAAGAUUUUGGAACUCAAUACGAGCUCCGCACCUACGGGACUGAUCGGGCAUGUGGUUCUUGGGAGCAGCAUUGACCUCAUCCAAAGCUGGUCGGAAGCUCAGAAUGCGGUUUGCCGAGGAAGUAGCCUGAGCAAUAUUUGGCCCGAAGCUAAAGAAUUGACCAGCUUGUUGCCCACCGAGGAUAAUUGACAUAUAAACCACAAAGAAAGAAGCCGGCUGGUAUUCCCUAGAUGCGAGAAGCUGGCCGCCGUACCAGAAGGUAAGUGCCAUGGCGCAGAGCUCAACGCUAUCAGAGAAAGCGAACACCAGAGUUGCCAACCAAGCUUUGCGAAAGGCUUUGUUCUGUUGUUGUUUUAAGAGAGUCGAGUAUCGAUUGAGAAUCGAGUCUUCCAUGGUCAACGCCGAGACAGUUCUGAAUGCAUGGAUAGCUUCUGCUGCAAACUGCGAGGAACCCGAGUAUACCUCCGCAUUGAGAGCUUCGAAUUCUAGCUCGUACCGGAUGCGCAUGAAGGCGGCGAGGAAGACGCAAGGGAGGGCAGCGAAGACGGUCACAAGACUGAGCUUCCAACCAAAGGCAAAAGCAAUCGAGAUGCAGCCUAUCAUGCUGAAUACCGAAAUCACUGGGAAAAUGCCGUUCAGGCCGAUCAUCUCCUGAAUUUGCUUGGGGUCGGUGGCUAGACGCGAGACUAGCGAGCCGGAGGCAUUUUCGUUCAUAUCGUAAAAUGGAACGGGUUUUUUUAGGAUAUUCUGAAAGUAUUCUGUUCGACA
Penicillium brasilianum is the source of this 3810-nucleotide messenger RNA. The record is from the annotation of a GenBank genome assembly. NCBI's taxonomy places the organism in Eukaryota, Fungi, Ascomycota, Eurotiomycetes, Eurotiales, Aspergillaceae.